This is a messenger RNA of Sorex araneus (European shrew), 1459 nucleotides long. It is a transcript of the gene CBLN3, whose product is annotated as cerebellin 3 precursor. Gene Ontology annotation, molecular function: protein binding. The record is from RefSeq and is a predicted model, not a curated record. The transcript is spliced from 3 exons. Bases 645 to 1238 code for a protein of 197 amino acids. NCBI's taxonomy places the organism in Eukaryota, Metazoa, Chordata, Mammalia, Eulipotyphla, Soricidae.
UCCCCAGGCUGCGGGCCCCAGGCGGCCUUGGUAACGCCUCGACGGGGCAUGAGGCCUGGGAAUAGUGAAAGGGUUUUCAAAGGCCGGAUGCAGCCCCUGCGUGGAAGAAAUGGAAGACCCAGUAAAGGACAAAAGGGGACACGGUUGGCCCAAACACUUUCUAGCAAAAACGAUAGUGAGGGGAAAGAGCAGGGUACCCCCUUUCUUGCAGCACUGCUGAGAUACCCCUUUCCUUUAGAAGCGGGGAAGCCGGGGCAUCAGUGCUCACAAACACAUAGCCAGUUCUUUCUCUGUGCUCCCCAGUUCCAGCCUUCUCCCCACCCCACCCCCACCCCUACCCAUCCCCCGCCAGAGGAGCUGCCCUGGGGUUCUGGCUGGAACCCUCCUAGCUAGCUGUCUCAUCCCUCCUCUCUCUCUCCCGGAAUCCACCUGCUGUCACUGCCCUGCCAAGGAGGCGGGGGCUGUGGUGACCGCAGGUGGCAAGAGGUAGGACAGCUACAAGGCACAGAGCCGUAUGGAGAAGGGGACCAGGAGCGAGUGUCUGUGAGCUGCAGGAAGAGGGCUGAGGGGUGGGCAGAGGGGUGUUCAAGUUUGGGGAGAGGAGUCAGAAGAGGGGACCAGACCCCACCCACAGCCACUCAGCGAUGCUGGGGCCACAGCAGCCCCGGGGAGCGCCCGCCGCACUGAUGCUCCUGGUCCUGGCGGCUGGGUGGGCCCAGGAGGGCACAGAGCCGGUCCUUCUAGAGGGCGAGUGCCUGGUGGUCUGUGAGCCUGGACGAGCUGUGGCUGGGGGGCCAGGGGGGGCAGCCCUGGGAGAGGCACCCCCUGGAAGAGUAGCAUUUGCCGCGGUCCGAAGCCACCACCACGAGCCGGCAGGGGAUGCUGGCAACGGCACCAUCGGGGCCAUCUACUUCGACCAGGUCCUGGUGAACGAGGGCGGCGGCUUUGACCGAAACUCGGGCUCCUUCGUGGCCCCUGUCCGGGGUGUCUACAGCUUCCGUUUCCACGUAGUGAAGGUGUACAACCGCCAGACUGUCCAGGUGAGCCUGAUGCUGAACACCUGGCCCGUCAUCUCAGCCUUCGCCAACGACCCCGAUGUGACCCGGGAGGCAGCCACCAGCUCCGUCCUCCUCCCCCUGGACCCCGGGGACCGAGUGUCCCUGCGCCUGCGGCGGGGAAAUCUUCUGGGGGGCUGGAAAUACUCCAGCUUCUCUGGCUUCCUCAUCUUCCCCCUCUGAAGGCUCCGGCCCAUCCAGGACAGAAAUCAAGACCCUGACCUCCGCCUUCUGCCCUCUCCCGCCCCAGAAGCAGGAUCUUUGGGACAGGAGAGGGUCUCCCCCCAGCUGCCUGUGUUCCACUGCCUUGCAUGGGACCCUGUGCCAAGUGCCCACGAUGAAGAGGAGAGCUGUGGCAGGAUCUGGUCCUGCUUCACCCCACCUCUACAUAUCACACACACACA